AAAGAGUAAUUUCUACAUCCCUCGUGUCACGAGAAAGGAUUUAUCAGCCUCUUCCAUGGACAAGUUCUCCGAGACUCGAGGAUACAGAUCAACCCCCAGGAGCACACGCUCAAGCCCAAGGCGGGGGACUCCCGACACGAGCAGGAAUGGCUCCAUCUCCAAGACCCAGCAGUUCCUGGCCACACCAGACCACCACAAUGGACUGCUGUCCCACGGGGAAGGAAUUCACAGACGAAGGUCUUCCAUUGCUAUGCGAGCCGCCAAAGCUGUGGAAAAUGUCGCACGUCGGAUGUCAACGCCCAGUUUUUCUAUUGACAAAAUUGAGGAGAACUUGGACAAAGAAAUUAAAGAAGAAUUGGAAAACUCGGAGGCGAAAGGAAUACGUAAGAUAUUACAGAGUUCAUGUCAGGACAUUCUGCAUAGCAAGAAAGUGCUUCUGUUGAUCGUCCUGUUAAACAUAACUGAUUGUUUGUUGGUUCUAGCUGGUCUCAUCCUGGAUAUAAACUACAUUAAAGGAAUGCUAAAUGCCACUAAACAAUUGACAAAGAAGUUUACUUUCGCAUUAAAGGACAGAUUUCCUCGUAUAUUUGACCAUUUGAGUCCUUAUGACAUACAUAAGUUCUAUAACGUAUUACUGACUUUACCCUAUAACUGCAACGAGCAAAUGACAGAUACAUUACCAGUGACAAACUUCACGCAUUCCGCUGUGUCAUCAAAUAUUACUACGAUAUCAAAUACAAGUGAAACCGACAUUGGAAUAUUCACCGUAGAGGACUUACCAUCGUUCCUUACACGUCAUCACGAAAAACAUAAAAUAGAAACCGAUAUCGCUCAUGGUUUUCACAAAGCCAGCAUAGCCAUCUUAGCAGUACUCUCAUCUUUGGUUCUCCUGAAAAUAUUUUGUUAUGGGAAACAAUUGAUAAAGAGGAAGAUGGAGAUGUUUGAUGGAGUUAUUGUGAUAGCGUCUUUCAUACUUGACAUAGUCUUCAUUAAGGGCCUAACUGUCUAUCCCCUUGAGGAAACAGUUCAGAUCCUUGCAUUUCUAAUGCCAUGGAGGGUCAUUCGGGUGGCCAACAGUUUGGUAAUGGCUGUUCUAGACCAAGCUCAUCUUCAAUUGAAAAUGGUAUAUAAAGAGAAAAAAUUAAUAGAGGAAAAUUUAGAAAUAUCUGAUGACAACAACAGAUAUAAUAAAGAAGUAGUUAAUGCCUUACGACGUCUUUGUGAGACAGAAGGAAUCGCAAGUUAUAAAGUCCUGAAAACGAUAUGCACAUGCGAAUCACCGAGCAAAAAGAAGAAAAAGAAUGGCAGCUUAAAAAAGAAAAUAACUAAAAAAGUUAAUUGUUUGGGCUCCGGUGUAGACCGAAGCUCUUGUCCCUAUGGUAACAUUCCGGAUAUGAAUGAAGUCACUUUGGAACAUCUACAUCGCAUUGCAAACAAAGCAAACUUUAAGUCCACAUUUGAGGACGUAAACGAAGCGUCUGAUUCGGAUGCUGAAAGUGGAUCUCUUUUGGACAAAAACUACAACGAACCAUGAUUAUUUGUAAUUCUUAUGCAAUAAAGUCAAAACCUUUUUU
Saccostrea echinata is the source of this 1574-nucleotide messenger RNA. RefSeq lists its product as uncharacterized. The transcript is spliced from 10 exons. The record is from RefSeq and is a predicted model, not a curated record. Gene Ontology annotation, biological process: proton transmembrane transport. Gene Ontology annotation, cellular component: plasma membrane. Bases 56 to 1534 code for a protein of 492 amino acids. NCBI's taxonomy places the organism in Eukaryota, Metazoa, Mollusca, Bivalvia, Ostreida, Ostreidae. Gene Ontology annotation, molecular function: voltage-gated proton channel activity.